This is a messenger RNA of Nomascus leucogenys (northern white-cheeked gibbon), 6411 nucleotides long. It is a transcript of the gene ITCH, whose product is annotated as itchy E3 ubiquitin protein ligase. The transcript has 25 exons. Gene Ontology annotation, molecular function: protein binding; ubiquitin protein ligase activity. NCBI's taxonomy places the organism in Eukaryota, Metazoa, Chordata, Mammalia, Primates, Hylobatidae. The record is from RefSeq and is a predicted model, not a curated record. The coding region runs from base 214 to 2808 and encodes 864 amino acids. Gene Ontology annotation, biological process: protein K63-linked ubiquitination; protein K48-linked ubiquitination; ubiquitin-dependent protein catabolic process.
GCGCUCAGGCGCCUGCGCUUUAGCUGCUAACUCGCUCUAGUAGCUGUGGUCGAGGCUCGGGACCGGCUGCCAUCUUAGUCUAGGGACUGAGGAGUCGCCGCCGCCCCGAGUCCCGGUACCAUGCAUUUCACAGUGGCCUUGUGGAGACAACGCCCUAACCCAAGGAAGUGACUCAAACUGUGAGAACUUCAGGUUUUCCAACCUAUUGGUGGUAUGUCUGACAGUGGAUCACAACUUGGUUCAAUGGGUAGCCUCACCAUGAAAUCACAGCUUCAGAUCACUGUCAUCUCAGCAAAACUUAAGGAAAAUAAGAAGAAUUGGUUUGGACCAAGUCCUUACGUAGAGGUCACAGUAGAUGGACAGUCAAAGAAGACAGAAAAAUGCAACAACACAAACAGUCCCAAGUGGAAGCAACCCCUUACAGUUAUCGUUACCCCUGUGAGUAAAUUACAUUUUCGUGUGUGGAGUCACCAGACACUGAAAUCUGAUGUUUUGUUGGGAACUGCUGCAUUAGAUAUUUAUGAAACAUUAAAGUCAAACAAUAUGAAACUUGAGGAAGUAGUUGUGACUUUGCAGCUUGGAGGUGACAAAGAGCCAACAGAGACAAUAGGAGACUUGUCAAUUUGUCUUGAUGGGCUACAGUUAGAGUCUGAAGUUGUUACUAAUGGUGAAACUACAUGUUCAGAAAGUGCUUCUCAGAAUGAUGAUGGUUCCAGAUCCAAGGAUGAAACAAGAGUGAGCACAAAUGAAUCAGAUGACCCCGAAGAUGCAGGAGCUGGUGAAAAUAGGAGAGUCAGUGGGAGUAAUUCUCCAUCGCUCUCAAAUGGUGGUUUUAAACCUUCUAGACCUCCAAGACCUUCACGACCACCACCACCCACCCCACGUAGACCAGCAUCUGUCAAUGGUUCACCAUCUGCCACUUCUGAAAGUGAUGGGUCUAGUACAGGCUCUCUGCCGCCGACAAAUACAAAUACAAAUACAAAUACAUCUGAAGGAGCAACAUCUGGAUUAAUAAUUCCUCUUACUAUAACUGGAGGCUCAGGCCCUAGGCCAUUAAAUCCUGUAACUCAAGCUCCCUUGCCACCUGGUUGGGAGCAGAGAGUGGACCAGCAUGGGCGAGUUUACUAUGUAGAUCAUGUUGAGAAAAGAACAACAUGGGAUAGACCAGAACCUCUACCUCCUGGCUGGGAACGGCGGGUUGACAACAUGGGACGUAUUUAUUAUGUUGACCAUUUCACAAGAACAACAACGUGGCAGAGGCCAACACUGGAAUCCGUCCGCAACUAUGAACAAUGGCAGCUACAGCGUAGUCAGCUUCAAGGAGCAAUGCAGCAGUUUAACCAGAGAUUCAUUUAUGGGAAUCAAGAUUUAUUUGCUACAUCACAAAGUAAAGAAUUUGAUCCUCUUGGUCCAUUGCCACCCGGAUGGGAGAAGAGAACAGACAGCAAUGGCAGAGUAUAUUUCGUCAACCACAACACACGAAUUACACAAUGGGAAGACCCCAGAAGUCAAGGUCAAUUAAAUGAAAAGCCCUUACCUGAAGGUUGGGAAAUGAGAUUCACAGUGGAUGGAAUUCCGUAUUUUGUGGACCACAAUAGAAGAACUACCACCUAUAUAGAUCCCCGCACAGGAAAAUCUGCCCUAGACAAUGGACCUCAGAUAGCCUAUGUUCGGGACUUCAAAGCAAAGGUUCAGUAUUUCCGGUUCUGGUGUCAGCAACUGGCCAUGCCACAGCACAUAAAGAUUACAGUGACAAGAAAAACAUUGUUUGAGGAUUCCUUUCAACAGAUAAUGAGCUUCAGUCCCCAAGAUCUGCGAAGACGUUUGUGGGUGAUUUUUCCAGGAGAAGAAGGUUUAGAUUAUGGAGGUGUAGCAAGAGAAUGGUUCUUUCUUUUGUCACAUGAAGUGUUGAACCCAAUGUAUUGCCUGUUUGAAUAUGCAGGGAAGGAUAACUACCGCUUGCAGAUAAACCCCGCUUCUUACAUCAAUCCAGAUCACCUGAAAUAUUUUCGUUUUAUUGGCAGAUUUAUUGCCAUGGCUCUGUUCCAUGGGAAAUUCAUAGACACAGGUUUUUCUUUACCAUUCUAUAAGUGUAUCUUGAACAAACCAGUUGGACUCAAGGAUUUAGAAUCUAUUGAUCCAGAAUUUUACAAUUCUCUCAUCUGGGUUAAGGAAAACAAUAUUGAGGAAUGUGGUUUGGAAAUGUACUUCUCCGUUGACAAAGAAAUUCUAGGUGAAAUUAAGAGUCAUGAUCUGAAACCUAAUGGUGGCAAUAUUCUUGUAACAGAAGAAAAUAAAGAGGAGUACAUCAGAAUGUUAGCUGAGUGGAGGAUGUCUCGAGGUGUUGAAGAACAGACACAAGCUUUCUUUGAGGGCUUUAAUGAAAUUCUUCCCCAGCAAUAUUUGCAGUACUUUGAUGCAAAGGAAUUAGAGGUCCUUUUAUGUGGAAUGCAAGAGAUUGAUUUGAAUGACUGGCAAAGACAUGCCAUCUACCGUCAUUAUACGAGGACCAGCAAACAAAUCACGUGGUUUUGGCAGUUUGUUAAAGAAAUUGAUAAUGAGAAGAGAAUGAGACUUCUACAGUUUGUUACUGGAACCUGCCGAUUGCCAGUAGGAGGAUUUGCUGACCUCAUGGGGAGCAAUGGACCACAGAAAUUCUGCAUUGAAAAAGUUGGGAAAGAAAAUUGGCUACCCAGAAGUCAUACCUGUUUUAAUCGCCUGGACCUGCCACCAUACAAGAGCUAUGAGCAACUGAAGGAGAAGCUGUUGUUUGCCAUAGAAGAAACAGAAGGAUUUGGACAAGAGUAACUUCUGAGAACUUGCACCAUGAAUGGGCAAGAACUUAUUUGCAAUGUUUGUCCUUCUCUGCCUGUUGCACAUCUUGUAAAAUUGGACUAUGGCUCUUUAGAGAGUUAUCUGAGUGUAAGUAAAUUAAUGUUCUCAUUUAGGUUUAUCUCCCAGUGAUUUCUACUCAGCGUUUCCGGAAAUCAGGUCUGCAAAUGACUAGUCAGAACCUUGCUUAACAUGAGAUUCUAACACAACGAUGAAAUUUGCCUUGUCUUAUUCCACUAGUUUGUUCCUUUAACAACAAUUUUGUAUAUGUGUCAAAAGUCUCACUUGGGAGUAGUUUUUUUUUCUUUUAGAGAUUCUGCAGAUAUGCAGGGAAGUCCUUUGGUAACUGCAAUAUACAAGAUCUUCCUAUUAAGCCUCUUGGUAAGAAGCAUUUGUUAAAAGUGCAAGCUUAGCCCUGCUUCUGGGGAUGUGAGCAAAAUUUUGGCUUGUGUUCUCCCUCUCAUUUUAGUCUGACUUGACUGUUGUUUUUCCUUUCUGGAGCAUGAAUCCAUACAUCAUUCCUGGAAGUGAUGCAAGACUCUUGCAUCUCUACGAAGUAGUUUUGUCAAUUUGAAUUCAGGGAAAAGUUAGUCACAGCCUGCAAAUGACUUCAUUUGGAAGUUUGAUUAUUUCAGUUGCCUGGCAAAUACUACACUUUACAAACAAUGUUAACACUGUGAUUCCUUCAUUGUUUUAAGAAGUUAACCUAGCGUCGGGCAUGGUGGCUCGUACCUGUAAUCCUAGCACUCUGGGAGGCCGAGGCAGGAGGAUCCCUUUAGCCCAGGAGUUCAAGACCAGCCUGGGCAACAUAGGGAGACCCUGUCUUUUUCGAGGGGGGGGCGGAUAAAUAAAUAAAAGGAAAAAAAACUUAGCCUAGAAUUAGAAUUAAUUUAAUUUAAUUCAUCUAAAGAUGUCACUGGUGAUUUUUAUAUGUUCCUCUAUAUAAUUGAUGCUUUAUAAUUUUAUCAUAAUCCAACAACUUCAGUUAUAUUUAAUUAUUGUUAAGGAGUUUAAGACUAGAAAGACUAGAGUGCUUUCUAGUCCAAGUAGAGGUCAGUGAAACAGCUUUUGACAUCAGAUUUUCAUUUGAGAGGGAGAGCUGUGGUACUGGCUAAAAAGAAAGGAAGAUAACAUCCAGUAACCACAGGAAUAUAUUCUCUGUGAAUUAAAAGUCUUCAGAGUUAUCAUUUCUCUGACAUACGUUGGAGUAGUCAUUUCCAUUCUUUACAUUGUCAUGAACUGGAUUGAUAACCCUCAUCUGCAAUAUUCUUUUCACCCCUAAAAUUUUUAACAGGGUUUCCUUUUUUUCUCACGACUGUUUAAGUUUAGAUUGCUCCAUUAUUAACUGAUUAAUGCACUUCGAAGUUCUCUGGAAUUAAUUAUUUUAACUUGGCCUAGCUUCGACUGUCAAGAUGACUGUUAUAAAUCUGACUUCAUUGGCAGUGGAAUGAAGCCUAAGCCAGCUGAGUCCCUAUCAUAGCUGAACCCUGAGGACAGCCUCAUAGCUCAUGUGUCAGGGACUUUUGCCACAUUUCAGAGGCAUAGCAUGAACAAGUAAUAUUAAGCCAAGAAUAAGCAGCAGAACCCUGUUCCAUAUGGAAAAAAGAAAAACAAUUUUUUGUCCCUAAUGUUCUUCCUUUUUACAUCCUGGAACAACAAUAAAAACAUUUUUUUAAACUUGUCUAUCUGUACUCUAAGACACUGCCAUCAUAGAGCAGAGACUUACAUGAGUGAAAGGGUUGCCUCAUCAAGAAACUCAGUGUAAAUGGGGAGACUAGGCUCUCCCCAGCCCUAUGGUUUUUUUAUUUUAUGUACCCCAGGAAAUACUGCGUGGUUUCUAAAAGCCCUGGUCAUUAAAAGUAGGGACUCUGCCUUUUUGUUGGUAGGGGGGAAAAACGCUAUUGCUUUGUCUUACAGAGCGAAUGUCUGCCAACUACCCGUUCAUUAUAUAAGUCUGAACUUGGUAAUAUAUGGCUAAUGAAGAUUAAGCCCUCUAUAAAGACUUCCUAUUGAGGUGAAUUCUCAUACUGAAAUGUAGUUACCUACAAUAUUUACUAGAGAUUUAUGAAAUUAAAUUAAGAGAUAAUGUAAGAAAAUAGAUUUUUUUUGGUUCUAUAUAAUGCUUCAUGAUUCAUUUAGGGACCUAGAAAUAUUGUGUGAAAAUAUAUAAAUAUCACCCAAAAGGCUUUCUGCCCUAUAUUUUUAAAAUACAGAAUAGUUAUAUUUGAAGUAGCCCUGGCCCUAGUUCUAUAGGGCUUGGCUAUUUAAUAUUUUUAUGGAAGAAGUGUUUAGUUCUGGAAAAGGUAAAUGCUUGUAUAUAUUUUUGCAGCCUGGGAUCUCCCUACUCCAUUUUUUCCUUUAAUUUAAGUGGCCACAUGUAUAUGUCUUCCCUGCUGUGUUAGGAAAAUGGGGGCUGGAUAUCCCAAGAAUCAGAGGUUAUAUAAAAAUACUGCAAAUAGACCGCAGACAUAAAUAUCUACCAAAUGCUAUCUUAAAUUUUGGUCCAAACUGAACAUAUGGAAAUAGAUUUAUUGUAAGUAUUUACUUAGAGCUUUUUCUUAAAUCUGAACUAAAUUGCUUUUAGAAGUCUUUUUCUUUGUAAGCAUUGUAAAUGCUAAUAAAUCCUGUUAAUUUUUUUUUUUUUUUUUUUUUUUUUUACUGCAUGUUACAUUGAAAUAAAAACAAAGUAAAAUGAGCAAUUGCCUUAUUCUUCUGCUCUUUUGCAGGGGGUGGGGGUUGGGGAAAACAGCAUUCCACAGCCUGGUCAGGAGGGAAGGACCUCACUUGUUUCAUCAAAUGGAGUGGUUUAAAACUGAUCAACCAGCUCAUAAUAAUGAAUUCCUGUUCUGUCUUUUAUUAUCUUAUGUCAGAGUGCAGCAAAAUCUCAUUUCAUAAGAUUUACAAUAACUCUAUUUAAAAUUCAGGUAUUGUACUCGGGAGGCUGAGGUGGGAGGAUCCCAGGAGUUCAAAUCCAGCCUGGGCAACAUAGCGAGACCCUGUCUCUUAAAAAAACAAAAAGACAUAUUCAGGUACUGAUUUUUCAUCAAGAGAUUGACAUACCAAUGAUCAGAAAUUUUAGUGAAACUUGACUCAACUAUACCCAAAGUUCUCAUCCUAAAAGAACUAUUUCAGUCAAGCCCACUCUACCACUUUUUACUUAUCUGGUUUAAUAAUCCGAAAUGUUAUCAGGGUUGACUCACGGAAUUAAAUUUUUCCUCUAUUUUUAUAUCCUUCCCUGUUGUGGCUGUAACUUACCUUUCUAAACUCCUUUAGAGUUAACAACUUCUAUUUAGUAUUGUUGGUAUCUCCAGUCUCCCUGCUUUUUUUUUCUUUUAGUUCUUUACUUUGUUUGUAUAAUUUGCUUUCAUUAACUAAAAACAGGGAAUUGGCAGCACUGGAUUGUAUAUUACUGUAUUAAGAGUACCUUUGUUUUCUUGAUCUGUUACUUUUAAUACUCAGGUAAUGCUACAAAUAUUACAGGGAGUCAAAUGCUUUUAUAAAGUUCCUUCAGUAGUUGCCUCACUUGCGUUUUCCUACAAGAUGUAAGACUGUUUAUAAUUAAACUUUUUUGGUCCUUCA